AUGGGCGUCCUCAACCAAGGCUCCCUCCUGCAGGGCCUCGCCGCUGGUCUCGUCGAUGGCAACUACAGCACCGCAGCAGUCUGGACCACGGCGCUCUUGGCGGGCGCCCUCGCUCUGUCUCUGCUCCUCACGCCGCGAUUGGACCCCCGCGAGCCUCCUGUGGUGAAACCCACCAUCCCCCUCGUCGGCCACAUCAUCGGCAUCAUACGGCACCAAUCGGACUAUCACAGGAUCAUCCACAAUGCCAACCCUACAAAGCACAUCGCCACGCUGCCCAUGCUCAAUGGCAAGAUGUACACCAUCUACGAUCCUCACCUUGUGCAGACGGCGCUGCGGUCUAGGAUCGCCUCGUUCGAGCCGUUUGGGAUUGACUUUGCGCAAAAGACGUUUGGCUUGAGCAAAGAAACGUUUGUCAAGGUUCGACGCCCGAAUGUCUUCGGCGACUUUAACGAUGCCAUCCAUUCGAGCUUUCAGGCGCCCAUGCUGCACAAGAUGAAUGUCCACUUCUUGGCUAGCAUCUCUGCCAAGAUGGAUCCGAUUAGUUUCGGCACAGUGCGUGUUGAUGAGCUGAACUCUGGGAGGGAGGAGCUGGUGGAUGGGGGUUUGAGGGUGGAGAAUUUGUAUCUUUGGUGUCGAGAUGUUAUGACUCUGGCGACGACCAAGGCUCUGUAUGGAGAUCACGAUCCGUUUGGGCCUCAGCCGCACCUGGUUGACGAUAUAUGGCUGUUUGAGGAAUCUAUCCCCUACUUUCUGCUGUCUCUCUUCCCAUCCAUCACGAUGCCCAAGGCAUAUCGGGCACGGUCAAAGCUGCAGGCUCUGAUGGGCAAAUACUACUCAGAAGGCCAUGACAUCAACGACCCAACCACGUCUCAGCUUGUCAAGAAUCGUGCAGGCGCCCUCCGAAAGCAUGGCUUCACCGGUAACGAGGUGGGACAGCUCGAGGUGAUCCUACCGAAUGUCGCGACUCUCAACGCCGUGCCUACGUUUUACUGGAUGCUUCUCUUUAUCUUUGAGAGACCUGAACUGGUGAACCGUCUAAGAAAAGAGGUCGAGGCUGCAGCAGUAGUAUCCAACAGUGAAGGAAAACGCACCGCGACGUUCGACAUCGCCUCGUUCGACGCAAAACUCCCUCUCCUCAUCAGCUGCUACCGCGAAACGAUGCGCCUCUCGAAUCACUCGGUCAGCAUGCGCCGCAUCAUGCAAGACAUGACCAUCACGGGCGCCGACGGCCAAUCCUACCUCCUCAAGAAGGGCGUAGACCUCCAGCUCCCCGCGGGCGUGACGCACCACGACCGGAGCGCCUGGGGGCAGGACUUUGACGAGUUUGACGCGGAGCGGUUCCUCCAGAAGACUAGGGACGCCGAGACGGAGCGGAGACGAAAGGCAGCAUAUUUCCCGUUUGGUGGGGGGAGACAUCUCUGUCCCGGGAGGAACUUUGCAUUUGCAGAGAUUUUGGGCUUCAUGGCUGUUUUGGUGCUUGGAUUUGAUGUUGAACCUUUGGGUAUAAGGUUUGGUGAGAUGAAGAUGCUUGGAGGACAGCUCGCUAGCGGGACGGUAAGACCAGAGAAGCACGGCAAGGGACUUGGUGGGAAGAUUACUCGUAGGAGCGGUUGGGAGAAUGUUGAUUGGAGAUUUGAGUGCUGA
Fusarium keratoplasticum is the source of this 1644-nucleotide messenger RNA. RefSeq lists its product as uncharacterized. Gene Ontology annotation, molecular function: monooxygenase activity; iron ion binding; oxidoreductase activity, acting on paired donors, with incorporation or reduction of molecular oxygen. The record is from RefSeq and is a predicted model, not a curated record. NCBI's taxonomy places the organism in Eukaryota, Fungi, Ascomycota, Sordariomycetes, Hypocreales, Nectriaceae. The transcript has 3 exons. The coding region runs from base 1 to 1644 and encodes 547 amino acids.